CGUCACUGCACGAGCGAGGAAACUUUGUGAGGGUAUUGCGAAGAAGACAGGCUCGUGAUGCCUUAUCUGUAUUGCUGAUGAAAAGCGGCUUAUUCUGAGAGGAAAAAACUUCUUUCAAGAGAACGACUACAGAGAUCGUACGAUUUUGGUACGUUUAGAACCGCUGUGUUUUCGAAGAGAGACGAAUAUAAAGGGCUACACAGCCACUCUGGAAACUAACCUGGCGAAAGUCCAAUCUCUCGGAAGUUUAAUGCUUUCGUUAAAUCCAUCACACUUUCUUCAUCAACAAAACAGGACUUAUAUGACAUUUGAACACUUGCUAAUAAGGACUAGGACUUGAGUUUUAAAACGUGAAAGUGUCGAUGAUGUAUGCAGCAAGAACAUGUGCGAGAUUGUUGCGGGAGCGCUUGGCGAGUUAUGGCAAGCUUUCGCUUCACAAGAGAUGGCAACAAACUGCGGUUUUGGUCGCUCAGGAACCGUUUUUAAACGGUAGUAGCGGCAAUUAUGUGGAAGAAAUGUACAUAUCGUGGAAAGAGGAUCCUAAAAGUGUACAUCGGUCAUGGGAUGCUUAUUUCCGUCAAGUUCAAAGCGGAAAGCCUCCAGGACAAGCUUAUCAGCCACCUCCCAUCUUGGGACAAAGUCCCGGCAUGGUAGCAACGAGACAAACUGUUCCAAGUGCUGUGGACCAAUCCACAAUCAACGAACUGGUGUCAGAUCACAUGGCAGUUUACUCAUUGAUUCGUUGUUACCAGAUCCGAGGCCAUCAUAUGGCUCAAUUAGACCCACUCGGCAUCUUACAGGCUGACUUAUCUGAAACUGUCCCAGCUGACCUCUCUUUAGAGUACUGGGGACUGGGUGAGAGUGAUCUCGAUAAAGUAUUCCAGCUCCCUAAUACCACAUAUAUUGGUGGAGACAAUGAUGUUUUGACUUUGAGAGAAAUACUUAACAGGCUGAAUAAUGUCUACUGUGGACACAUUGGAUUGGAUUACAUGUUCAUUCCAGAAAAAUCUAAAUGUGAUUGGAUAAGGAAGAGAUUUGAGACUCCAGGAAUUAUACAACUAGACAUGGAGGACAAAAGAACUUUAGCCAAGAGGCUCAUUCGCUCUACAGGGUUUGAGGCUUUUCUAGCCAAGAAAUGGUCAUCAGAGAAGCGCUUUGGCAUUGAAGGCUGUGAAGUGUUGAUUCCAGCAAUGAAGACAAUUAUUGACAAGUCCAGUGAGUUUGGUGUGGAGAGCAUCAUCAUGGGAAUGCCACACAGGGGCAGACUUAAUGUUCUUGCUAAUGUCUGCCGCAAAUCACUGGAACAGAUCUUUACCCAGUUUGAUCCAACCCUGGAAGCGUCUGAUGAAGGAUCAGGAGAUGUGAAGUACCAUCUAGGGAUGUCUCACGAGCUUCUUAAUAGAGCAACAAACAAACUUGUGCGCCUGGCUGUUGUGGCAAAUCCCUCCCAUUUGGAAGCUGUGGAUCCUGUUGUUGAAGGGAAGACCAGAUCUGAGCAAUUUUAUAGAGGGGACUCACAAGGGAAAAAGGUGAUGAGUGUUCUGAUUCAUGGGGAUGCAGCAUUUUCUGGGCAGGGUGUGGUCUAUGAGACUUUCCAUUUAAGUGCGCUGCCACAGUAUACCACACAUGGCACCAUACAUAUUGUCGUUAACAACCAGAUUGGCUUCACCACUGAUCCAAGGGUUGCUCGAUCCUCUCCUUAUUGCACUGAUGUCGCCAAGGUUGUAGAUGCCCCCAUUUUCCAUGUGAAUGCUGAUGACCCAGAGGCUGUUAUGCAUGUGUGUAAAGUUGCAGCAGAAUGGAGAGCAGAAUUCGGCAAAGAUGUUGUGAUUGAUUUGGUUUGUUACCGUCGACAUGGCCACAAUGAAGGUGACAAUCCAAUGUUCACGCAACCAAUCAUGUACAAGAACGUCAAUAAAAAGAAUCAUGUGUUGGACCUGUACGCAAAGAGGCUGAUAGAUGAGGGUGUUGUCACUGAGGAAUGGCUUCAGGAAGAGAAAGCCAACUAUGACAAGAUCUGUGAAGAAGCAUUUUCCGAAUCAAAGUCUGACAAGCGUGUGCUGCUCAACAGGGAUUGGCUUGACUCACCAUGGAAAGGAUUCUUCCAAAAAGGCUAUUGUCCUACCCAACCAGUGAAACCAACAGGAAUCCCUCUUGAAACUUUGAAGCAUGUAGGAAAUGUGUUCAGUGCUGCUCCUGGUGGCGACUUCAAGGUUCAUGGAGGACUGCGCCGCAUUCUUAAAGCGCGCCAUGAUCUUCUGGAAAGGGGUUACGUAGACUGGGCAAUGGGUGAAGCCCUGGCAUUUGGCUCUCUUCUGAUGGAGAGUGUUCAAGUGAGACUCAGUGGACAGGAUGUAGAGAGAGGCACUUUCAGUCAUCGUCAUCACAUUCUGCAUGAUCAAGACAAAGAUAAAGUAACUUACUGCGCACUGAAUGACCUCAGCACAGAGCAGGCCCCUUACACAGUCUGCAAUAGCUCCCUAUCAGAAUAUGCUGUAUUAGGUUUUGAGCUUGGUUUCAGUAUGACCAAUCCAUUUGCUCUUGUUUGUUGGGAAGCACAGUUUGGUGACUUUAACAAUACUGCCCAGUGUAUUAUUGACCAGUUUAUCAGCAGUGGACACGACAAAUGGGUCAGACAAAGUGGACUAACAAUGUUACUUCCUCAUGGAUAUGAGGGAAUGGGGCCCGAACAUUCUAGUGCCAGACCAGAGAGGUUUCUACAAAUGAGCAAUGAUAACCCUGAAGUUUUUCCAACAAAUAAUGAACUCUUUGAGGUGAAUCAACUUUACUCCACCAACUGGCAGGUUGUGAACUGUAGCACCCCUGCAAACUAUUUCCAUGUACUGCGGCGACAGAUUGUUUUGGAAUUCCGCAAGCCUCUCAUCUUGAUGACACCAAAAAGUCUUCUUCGUUUAGAAGCUGCCAGAUCUCAUAUUGAUGAAAUGGCAGAAGGGACCUCAUUUAGACGUGUGAUCCCAGAUUCUGGUCCAGCAUCAGUUAAUCCAGAGAAAGUACGCAAACUCCUUCUUUGUACGGGAAAAGUCUACUAUGAUUUGGCAAAGGAACGAACCAAGAGAGGUCUUGAAGAAGAUAUUGCUAUCUCUCGUGUUGAACAGAUAAGUCCAUUCCCAUUUGACUUGAUCAAGGCUGAAAAUCAGAAGUAUGACAAUGCAGAGAUUGUGUGGGCACAAGAAGAACCCAUGAACAUGGGUUACUGGACGUACGUUCAUCCACGCCUUGUCACUUCUGUUGGAGACAAUGUUAAGAUCAGUUAUGCUGGCCGUCCUCCAGCUGCAUCAACAGCAACUGGAAACAAACAUCAGCACAUUUCUGAACAAGAAGAUCUCAUCAACAAAGCCCUGGAAUAAAUUGUGUAUCUCACUUUGAAUGACAGCUUUUGUUAUUGUAUGUAUUUACUUUGGAUUGACAUAGUGCAAAUUGUAGUCCAAGACAAGAAAUAUUAUAUCUUAUUUUCUUUAGAGCACUUUUUUUUUUUCAAUCUGCUUCAGCAAGCUGGGCAAGGGAGGGUGAAAUAAAUAUGCACUUUCAUUAUUACUUCAAAGUUAAAAAAAGUCAAAUUUACAAGCCCAGCAUAGGAAUAUUUCGACUUGGCAAAACCCUGGGUUUGCUAACUGCUAAUACAAAGUGGAAAAGUGGAGUGUAGAGUCAGUGUAAUCCAAGAAAUUAGUCUGUAUAACAGUCAAGGGGUGAUAUUGAAUUAAUCUGAAAAUUAGGGAGUGUUUUUUAUUUUGGAAUGAAAUCUGUAAAAUGUGCUAAUCUAAUAAACAAAGAACUGUUUGGUAA
This is a messenger RNA of Stylophora pistillata, 3804 nucleotides long. Its product is annotated as 2-oxoglutarate dehydrogenase complex component E1. The record is from RefSeq and is a predicted model, not a curated record. Gene Ontology annotation, molecular function: oxoglutarate dehydrogenase (succinyl-transferring) activity; thiamine pyrophosphate binding. Gene Ontology annotation, cellular component: oxoglutarate dehydrogenase complex; mitochondrion. Gene Ontology annotation, biological process: tricarboxylic acid cycle. NCBI's taxonomy places the organism in Eukaryota, Metazoa, Cnidaria, Anthozoa, Scleractinia, Pocilloporidae.